Molecule: messenger RNA, 2536 nt
Organism: Coniophora puteana RWD-64-598 SS2
Lineage: Eukaryota; Fungi; Basidiomycota; Agaricomycetes; Boletales; Coniophoraceae
Product: P-loop containing nucleoside triphosphate hydrolase protein
Exons: 22
Coding region: 321-2426 (701 amino acids)
Molecular function (GO): ATP binding; ATP hydrolysis activity
Source: RefSeq, a predicted model, not a curated record
GGCAUGCACCGAUGAGCUACGCAUGGAACAACAACUUUAGCUUCAACUUUCUCGGAGAGUGGCUUAUAGACUCUGUCUGACUCGUUUCUAUGCGCCUAGAAGAGGUUCGCGGUUCGGACCCUUUGUUUCUUUCUGCUUGCUGUGUAUCCUCUGGAACCCCUUCUUCUCUUCACACACGUGUUGCCCCUAUGAUCCUAGUACGACCUUUGGGGGCGUUCAUAUCAGACGCUCAUAUCAGACGCCCGUACCUCAGGAACAGUUAUAAGAUGCCCGACUGCGCUCGAACGCUCUCAGUUUGACCCACUAUUCAUCCCCUGGACAUGUCUUGGUUCCCACCUCCCAACCGUCAGCGUAACUAUUCUCCCGCUCCCCCAGCUCCUAUGCCGCCGCCUCCAGCAGCAGCGUGGAUGCCGCCACCCUCGCCUCCGCCUUUGCCUCCUUCCCCACCACCGAUGCCGGGUUCCUUCAAGAAGAAGAACAAGGGGCCGGUCGACAUCGAGAAAACCCAGGUUCAGGAGGAGCGUUUCCUGAGGCGUUAUCAGACUUGGGAUGGUUUCAUGCAGAAUUGGGUUCCUUACGACCCAACGGAGGAAGAGGUCGUUGUUCCUCGCUCCGAUCAUCACAAUUACUUCUAUCUGAACAUCCGCUACCCGUCGGAUGGCGGUAAACAAGAAUUUGUUCUGAGCGAGUUCAGCGAUAUACUAAGGGAUUACCUACGCGUGGUCAUGGGUGGUAAUUUCUUGAUGUACAACGUUGACCCUCAGACGAGUCUGGCCAAGUUUGUCUUUCACGUCGAGGACUUCAAGACGUCCAUUAAAGAUGCAAGGGAUGCUCUGUCUAAGCCAAACAUGGCCUAUGAAGCAUUGCAAGGGAUCGCGUACGAUGUAGGUUUCUGCGAAGAAUCAGAGGAGACAGCGCCUGCGGAAACGUAUCGCGACCACUUGUCGAAAGUCGUUGAGCAGCUGGAUGUGCUGUUACGAGUCGUGCAAAAGGAGUACGAAAACAUAGACGAAGAGCUUACUCUACAAACUUCUCAUGGACAAAUUGCCUAUCACCUUCUCGAGUACUAUUUCAAAAAAGGGUUGGAAUACGUCGCUGAAGGAAGCAAAGGCCACAUGAUUGCAUUUACGCUGACAAAUGCAUUUCAUACUGUUAGAAGCAAUGCCAAUGGAUGGGAUAACACCACGACCGAUCAACAGCAAUUCAUGAUUCAAGGGACAAGUUACGAAUGGAACGGUUACAGCUACGGGUCUUCGACCGUCUGCUAUUUGAUUGACAAAUACUGGGAAACGAGACCACUCUCUGUCUUGCAAUGCCAAAUUUUGACAGACGAUAUGCGAAGCACCCUCAAAGAACGGGGCCGCAAAUAUGUCGCUUUAUCUGGGUUCCAGUACAUGAUGUAUGACAAUUGCCGUGUUGUCGUCGAUAGGCGUGCCUGGGACCAGCAAAGUGGCAGCCCUAGAUUCGUGUCCACUUGUGACGCUAUUGAAGAAUUAUCCGAGGACAAACUCCACUUGCUGCCGUCCACAGUCUUUGGUUUCAACCUCAGAAAUAAGGCAUGGGACGAGUUUGACAUUUUCCAACUGAAGCCCAUCCAAUUUGAUGACAUGGCCUGGGAUCACCUAGUCCUGGAUCCUGACACGAAGCUACUCAUCAAGAGUCUUGUAUCCGCCACUGUCAACAAGAACAUAAACACCAAGAUCAUGUCAGAUGUCAUCACAGGCAAGGGCGGGGGCUUGAUCGCUGUGCUCCAUGGUACACCCGGUACCGGCAAGACGCUCACGGCUGAGGCAAUCGCAGAGCAUCUUAGGCGACCAUUGUAUGUUGUCAACUCGAUGGAGCUCUCAACCGAGCCUUUCGAGCUUGAAGAGAGACUCAAGAAGGUUCUCGAACUCUCUCACAUGUGGAACGCGAUCCUCCUUAUUGAUGAGGCAGAUGUGUUCUUGGAGCAAAGGAGCUUGAACGAGCUCGGACGCAACUCACUCGUCUCGGUGGCCCUCCGUCUCUUUGAGUACCACAAGGGCGUUCUCUUCCUGACUACCAACAGGAUCCAAACCUUCGACGAUGCGUUCUUGUCGCGAUUCUCUAUUGCCAUCAAGUAUCCUGACCUCGACCACCCCAGCCGCUUCGCCAUCUGGCAGAAGUUCUUUGAGCUCGCAGAGGAUGCGGCGCACGAUCCCGUCAGCGAUGAUGAGAAGCAGGACUUCCAGGUUGAAGGCAUUCGAGGUCGGCCUCUAGUACCACUCCAGGAGAUCGACGAGCUCGCCAAGUACCCCUUCAACGGCCGCACUAUCAAGAACAUCGUGCGCACCUCCCAGGCGUUGGCCCUCUCUGCGAACGAGCCAUUGACUCCCAAGCACGUGAAGAUCGUCGUUCGUGCUCAAGAAAAGUUCAUGAACGAUUUUGCGGCCGUGAGAGGCGCUUGAUAGCCAACGCCUGGCUUGUAUCACCACAUGUACCUUUAGUGUUGUAUAAUAGUAUGCAUAGUCCUUGCAAUGAACAUCCUUCGUUUGCACAUUGUGCAUAUAAAGAACAA